Molecule: messenger RNA, 6850 nt
Organism: Salvelinus fontinalis (brook trout)
Lineage: Eukaryota; Metazoa; Chordata; Actinopteri; Salmoniformes; Salmonidae
Product: RNA-binding protein 4-like
Exons: 4
Coding region: 106-1647 (513 amino acids)
Cellular component (GO): cytosol
Molecular function (GO): mRNA binding
Source: RefSeq, a predicted model, not a curated record
ACUUCUGCUCUAGUGAUUUGUUGAAAAUAUCAUACGUCACUCUAUCAAAGAUCGGAACCGGAGGUGGUCAUUGGAAAUAUUGCACCGCGUUAGGUGUACCCAACCAUGGAGUCAACGGAUAAGAACGAAGCUAUAAAGCUCUUUGUGGGGAACCUGGCUUUGGACACCUCUCAGGAGGACCUGACACAGCUCUUUGGGCCAUAUGGACAGGUGGUCACCUGCAGUGUACUCAGGCAGUUUGCCUUCAUCCAUCUCCAGGGAGAUGGUGCUGCUGAUCUAGCCAUAAGGGAACUGAAUGGACGGGAGUUCCGUGGCCGCAACCUGGUGGUUGAAGAGUCCCGCGGAAGGCCCAUGCAUUCCACCAAGGUGUUUGUGGGGAACCUCAGUGCCAUGUGUUCUGCUGAGGACCUGCAAGAGCUCUUUCAGACCUUUGGGAAAGUUCUGGAGUGUGAUAAGGUCAAAGCGAGGCUCUCCUCCUCUGCGGGCUAUGCCUUUGUACACAUGGAGCGGAAGGAGGAUGCAGUGCAGGCUAUUGAGGCUCUCCAUGGGACCACCUUCAAAGGCCGACCGCUCUCUGUGGAGCUCUCCAAUGUGCAGCCCAGUAAUCCCACCACGACUACAGCAAAGGCCCCCGUCAUGAGUCACUAUGCCACUGAAAACCCCUCCAUCAACCCUCAUAUGGAGCACCACCAGAGUCAGGCUGCUGUACUGGCUGCUGCCGUUGCUGCAGCAGCAGGUCUGCCUCUUCAGGUGCAGCAGAGCUUGCACAACUCUGUCUACAACACAACAAGCUUUGAUCCCACGUACGCUGCGCUAAAGGGCAUGACGGCAGCCAGCGCCACAGAUGGUACUCCAGUGAGCCCUGCGGUCUACGGUGCCCUCGCCAGCCAGGUGUACGGCUCUGUAGCGGAUCAGGUAUACGACUCUAUAGCCAACCAGGCAGCCAGCUAUCAGAAUUCAGCCACACCGGACACAGAAGGCUACAGUAACCAGUACGACCCCACAGCUGGAGAGGCACCGUCAGCCCAAGCUGCUGUCAACCCGGCCUACGGUGGCGCCUCGGCCCUCUACAACGCCAGCUCAGCCUAUGGCUCCAUGGGGGGUGCAGAACCCACUGCCCAGGCCAUCUUUGAGGCAGCACGUGCCCGCUUCUUCCAGCAGGGUCAGCAGGUUCUAGCUGAGCAGCAGAUGGGGACAAAGUCAGGGGACAGGGAUCGCAGCCCAGUACGCCGCUCCACCCCACUGCUGCCUGACCCUGUGCCCCAGCCCUUCCCCCAGCCACGCCCCAAACGCCGCGCCCUCCUCCCAACGCCACCCGGCCGACCAGAGGACCCGGCUGCUGAUAGAGACCCCAUUGCCAGAUGCUAUGCAGAGUACUAUCAGCAGGUCCAGCAGUACCAACAGUACCAGCAGUACCAACAACAGUACCAGCAGUACCAAUAUGGCUACCCUCCUCCAGCCCCGACCCAGAUGCCCCCCACAAUGCCCAACUACCAGAUGCCCAUGCAGGCCCCGCCCCCGACGGAGGCCCACAACCUGGAAGCGCCUGCUACCUACGCCCCAGCUAGAGCGUAUGAACCGCCUCCAUCACACAAGGAGCCCCUCCUCCGCCGCCCUGACUACUCCCACAUGCCAGAGCACCGAUAACCCUUUACAUUGCAGUGUGAAUGUGUGUGUGUGUGUGUGUGAAUGUGUGGGUUUUGAGUGAUGUAGUUGUGGUCCAAAUGUGCAUCACUGCAAGUUUGCCCAUUUAUAAUUCCCCUGUUUUGCAUCUUCUCUUUUCUAAACACAAUUCUGACUAGUUGAUUUUUCACUUUAUAGUAUGCCUGGUUUUGCUUUGAUAAGAACGCUGCCCCAUAAUGCAGUAAUCUGUAUUGUGAAGUCGUUAUGGUUUUAAGGAAGUGUAUGGUUGUGAUGCGUACUGGGGGCUCUGUAAUGACAGCUCUUCCUUACACAUCCCCGUCCCAUAAACUGUCAAAUAUGCGAGAAUAUUAAUCCAUACCAGAGGAGUGCCUUGUUAAAAGCCUAGUUGAAAUAUAUUGUGUAAAAUAAAUGUGUAUUUUUGAGCAAUGAAGGAAGCACCCAAAUCGAUCCAUGCAUUUUUAAAAUCAGAGCCUUGCCUCUGUCCUCAAGGUGACUUUAGCUCAUCCAAAUUAGCCAUUAGUUCACAUACACUACAUGGCCAAAAGUAUAUGGACAGCCCUUCAAUUAGUGGAGUCAGCUAUUUUAGCCACACCUGUUGUGAACAGGUGUAUAAAAUAGCGCACACAACGGCUCAGUCACGAAGUGGUAGUCCACACAAUCUCACAGAAUAGGACCGCCGAGUGCUGAAGCGCGUAAAAAUCAUCUGUCCUCGGUUGCUACACCCACUACCGAGUUCCAAACUGCCUCAGGAAGCAACGUCAGCACAAUAACUGUUUCUUCAGGAGCUUCAUGAAAUGGGUUUCCAUGGCCGAGCAGCCGCACGCAAGCAUAAGAUCACCAUGCGCAAUUCCAAGCGUUGGAUUGAGUGGUGUAAAGCUCACCGCCAUUGGACUCUGGAGCAGUGGAAACACGUCUGGAGUGAUGAAUCAGGCUUCACCAUCUGGCAGUCCGACGGACAAAUUUGGGUUUGGCCGAUGCCAGGAGACGCUACCUACUCAAAUGAUGGAGGAGGAAUAAUAGUCUGGGGCUGUUUUUCAUGGUUCCGGCUAGGUCCCUUAGUUCCAGUGACAUCUUAACGCUACAGCAUACAAUGCCAUUCUAGAUGAUUCUGUGGUUCCAACUUUGUGGUAAAAGUUUGGGGAAGGCCUUUUCUUGUUUCUGCAUGACAAAGCUCCCUGUGCACAAAGCAACGUUCAUACAGUAAUGGUUUGUCGAGAUCAAUUCUGUGCUUCCAACUUUGUGGCAAUAGUUUGGGGAAGGCCCUUUCCUGUUUCAGCAUGACAAAGCUCCCUGUGCACAAAGCGAGUUCCAUACAGUAAUGGUUUGUCGAGAACAGUAUGGAAGAACUUGGCACGCACAGAGCCCUGACCUUAACCCAUCCCUUUGGGAUGUUGGCCUAAUCGCCCAAAUCAGUGCCUGACCUCACGUCUUGUGACUGAAUAGAAGCAACAUCUACUGGAAAUCCUUCCCAGAAGAGUGGAGGCUGUUAUAGCAGCAAAGGGGGGACCAAGUCCAUAUUAAUACUUAAUUAAUAUGGAAUAAGAUGUUUGGCGAGCAUACCACAUACUUUUGGCCAUGUAGUGUAUAUAGUUUAGAUCUUAAUUUUUCCAUUGGCCAGAUUUAGUUUUUUAAAUUUAUAUUGCCUUCAUCGAAGACCUUGAUAUGAAAAGUCACUUUUCCAAUAUGUUCCAGCAUAUGUAGAUCUUUGGUUAAUAAAAUGGUUAUAGGUUUUAGAGCUUGUGUUUUAAAAAAUAAAAAAAAGAGAAGAAAUUUAAAUGGAAAGCAGGGGGCAAAGUAUCUUUACAUAUAGGCUAAAUUGGACAUGAGGACCAGUGUGACUGUAUGUGUGGACACUUGUAAACAUUCUAGGGGAUCAAUUUAAGCAUGAUGCCUUCACUUUUUAUAACAAUCACAGGAAUACACAUUCACACCCCAGUCAUCAAACUUUCUCUCCAUAAUGUCUGGGGCUUUGGGAGCGAGACCCAGGCGCUUUGCUGCAACAACAUUACACGUCUCUGCUGGAGUGAUAAGCAAAACUCACUUUUCUCUGGCCUCUGGGAAUGUAGUCCCUCCCCACGUCUCACAUGACCUCCCGUUGGAACUGAUCAAAUAUAUCAGAUAGAAAUCCAACUAAGCAAACCACUUUAAGAUUAGACAGACUAGCUUUAAACUCGCAUUUUCUGGGGGACUCGUUUUUUUAUUUGCAGACAGUGAUGCAUGAAUGCUUUCUAUUAUUAUACCAUGAAUACUAGCCUAGUAACUUAACUGGUUUCACCUCUGUUUGGUUUAAAUGUAAAAUGGAAAUGUGGAAAGCCCUGCUGGUGGCAAGUGCAUGCAGAGGGCUUCCUUUAAGCAUGCCUUUCAGGAUCUGAUGGUAAUCAACUGCCAUUUUGGGCCUCACCUUUUCUCAAAAGGACAAAAACUAGUGGGCUUUUCACACACAGUACAUUGUGUGGUUUGACCUUGUACAGGACAAACAUUUUCCUUUUCUUUGUUUUCUUUUGGUUUAAGUGAACUUUCUGUGCGAUCCUGAUCAUAAUAUUCUGUGAGAGUAUUUACUUCAAUUGGACCAUCAAAUUCAUUAAUUGUCUUAAAUGGAGCCAUUAGGCUCUCCAGGUUUGAUGGAAACGUAUUGGUUUCUAUUAUUCAGUAUGUAACCUUUUGAAACCUUAAGCCUCAAGCUUAAGUAAUAAAAGUAGGAGUGAUUUGGUUUGAGAAUAAAACAACAUGCGGCUGUAUUUUUUUAUAAUUUAAAAUAGGAAAUGUUUUCCCUAUCGGGUUAAUUAUUAGACAUGCGAUUAAACAUGAUAUUAAAUCGUUUCCAUGUUUUUUUUCAAAGGAUUUACUAAUUAUUUCAACCUUUCACAUCUGAAGGGAAACACUUUAAACAAAUAUUAUCCUAUGAGCUAUGACAAGAUAAUUUCAAACCGUUCUCAAUGGGUCUCUACUACUUGGUCUCAGCCUUGGUCUUCAUUACACCUACCUCAGAACAUGCGACAAACCUCAUGGCAAUGUUUGUCGCCGUGGGUGUCAGAAGAACAGUUGCAGGCAAUCCUAUCAUUAGAUGAGAAAUGUUUGUAGCCUUGCUGCGUCACAGUAUUUGGAUGUAGAAGUGAGCUGUAGACUACAGUUGGUUAUGGAUUGGUUUUCAUUUCUGAUAGGAAAAAUUUUAAUCGUUAUCUCAUUCUUUCUGGUUACCAUGAUAACAUGCACCUGCUUAUUGCACGUAUAUUCCUUGAUAUGGCUUUCUGUGAUGUUAUAAAACUGUAGUGCAUGACGUUGUUACUGUUAUUGCUCUUCCAGCUACGUUUUCCCUUCUCGCUAAUUAUUACAGCUAAAAUGGCUCCUGGGUCCCUGGACGCCAUGUUGUGUGUGACGGGGGAAGAAAAUUAGUCGCGCAAUGCCGUGGACGCAGUCCCCACAAAGGUAAAGCCCUCUGCCCCCGACCACGCCUGCACUUCGACCAUACACUUCCCUCAUUGACCCCACUCCUCCUCCUUCACAACGAGGCACCCCAUUUUAUUCCUUAUUUGAGGUCUGUGAUGCUGGAAGCACAACAAACUAUCACAAGACAACCAGUUCACAAGAACCCAGGGCCUGAAUGUCUGGGCAUGUCCAAUGGGUUAGUGAGGCCACACUCCCCUCAUUGUAGUGGUAGUACUGCUACUAGUAUGGUUUAUAAGGGUAAUCUCCACAAGGCACAUACACUAUUUUGUCUUUUGCAGAGCCAACUGAUCUGGGCUGACGCUGGAUGUGCCUGUAAAAUAGUCCAGUCAUGGCUCUAUCUGAUACCAUCUUCCUUUCCAAAAUUAGACGACCCCCAUCAACAGUAGUCAUGGAUUUCUUAUUUUCUUUGAUUCUAUUGAUGUUUUUAAAGGAAUAAUUUUGCCAAAUUGAAAUUAAUCACACUGUAUGUCAUUAAAUGAAUCUUCAAUUAAUCACAGAAAUGUGUUUUAAACCUGUACUCAAAACCGAUUUAAGAAACUUAUGUUAUUGUAAUUGAGGGUGAUCAGAUUGGGGAAUGCUGGAGUUGUUGCGUAUGCUUGUGUUGUGGCAUAUUUUUCUGAGGUAUUUCCAGUGAGACAAGAUGUGCAUUCACGCUCAAAACUGAGGCGUUCCAGCUGUGCUUUGAACGGCUAAGGACGCAGUGGUACGCAAAAGGCCAGAUGAACGGAGGGAGGGAGGUAGGGCUAUCGACCUCUGUCCCACGCAUGCUGGGUGAGUAACCAAUGCACCACUGCCCCGCUCAAAUUCACCUACCCCCCCCCCCCUUCAAUCUGCAGCACAACGCCCAACCCUCUCACUCUGAUCCCAUAACCAGUAUAUCUACAGGCCUACAACACCAUCGCCUAAAGAACAUUCCACAGCUGCGUUAGCUUAGAAGAUAUGGAUGUCAAGAGGACAACAUUCAGUAUUCUACGUUCCCUGUCUAGUUUGUUAAGUAAAUUCUACAUAUUCUAAUCACCCUGUUAAAUUGUCUGAUUACAAUUUGCGAACAUUGAUUGGGAACCUUAAUGUAAUCAUGUGGUUGAUUUAAGAUAUAUUAGGCUACUUUUACACAGGCAGCCCAAUUCGGAUCUUUUGCCAGUAAUUGGGCUUUUGCCAAUCAGAUUAGAUCUUUUGCCAAUAAUUGGGCAGAACAUCAGAAUUUGGCUGCCUGUGUAAAUGCAGCCAAACAUCAAAAUUCCACCAUAUAUUUUUGUUACGUUUGUAUUGCUGUGUUUAUUGAGGACUUCAGUGGCCUCCCUCAAUGAAUGAGAGCUGGACUAUAUCGGCCUACGAUACACUGUGCACGGUUUCAAUCAAAGUUUCCUUACCUCUCUGUCACGUUAUAGUUUUAAAUUGGCACUAAUCAUAUCACUACGAAACAGUUUUUCCUCCAGUUUCCCAGUUUUUCCUCCAUUGGAAUUCCUGACAACAUUUUUACAGAGACUUGUUUGAACGCAUGUGGAUUAGGACUGAAAACUAUAUGUACGACCAAGCUUUAUGAGAAAUCAGGGAAAAUACUGUACAUCUGUAGAUUACUGUUAUUUGUCCAUUACAGCAAAUGAAAGACAGGUUGCUGAUUGCAGAACCAUUUAUUGAAAGAUAUAGAAAUGAAUCACCUGAUGCUUAAUUGAGAAUUUGUUUUAAUUUGUAGCUGUCAAAUUCAUUUCAAUUAAGACACGUUGUUCUUUGUAAGUCUCAAUAAAUGACAUUGAAACAA